AUGGGCUCAAUCACCACUCCGCAAGAAACAACCCGGCCAACCUUCCCCUGGCGCAAACGAGGUCUGGUAUCCUCCGGUCUGCCCUUUCCUGAACUCGUGUCUCGCCAUGUCGAAAGACUAGGAAAACAGCGUGUCUUCGCGGUCGUGUCGGGCUCUCUUGCCCAACACACAGACUGCGUGACGAGGCUGGAAGAUGCCCUGGGAUCAAAGCUCGUGGGCAAGAACGUCGGAUUCCCGAGCCAUACACCUUGGACGCAUGUUUUGACACUGGCCAAGGAGAUAGAACAAUCCGGCGCGGACCUCGUUGUCACCCUGGGCGGCGGAUCCAUCACCGACGGCGUCAAACUCGCCGCCCUCGCUCUCGCUAACAACUUACACGACCUCGCCGGAUUGGGCGCCAUGUCCGACAAACUCAAAGCUGCCAUGCAGCACGACAUCGACUACAAGUACCAGACCGACUCGGAUCCGCCGGACGUGAAUCCGCCGCCGUACGCUAUGAUUAAUGUACCCACGACACUCUCGGCGGGUGAAUACUCACCGUAUGCUGGGGGCAUUGACGCCACGGAUGGGGUGAAGAAGAUCUUUGUCCUGCAGAGCCUGUUCGCGGACGUGGUGAUCUUGGAUCCGGAGCUCGCGCAGCAUUCGCCCGAAUGGGUCUGGAUGAGUUCCGGGGUGCGGAGUAUUGAUCACUGUGUUGAGUUGUUGGGGUCGUUGAAUCCGGAUAUUGAGGCCGAGACGGACGAGGCGGCGGUUAAGGGAUUGGUGUUGGUGGUCCGGGGUCUAUUGCAGUUGAGGAAGGACCCGACGGAUUUGGAGGCGAGGUUGGCGACGCAGUUUGGGUCGAACUAUGCGAUGGAUGGAUUAUGUAGAGGUGUGCACCUUGGUGGCUCGCACGCCAUCGGCCACGAACUUGGGACCAUGAACGUCGCUCACGGUCACACGUCGUGCGUUCUAUGCCCUGCGGUCAUGAAAUACAACGCCCACGUCAACGCACAUCGGCAACAACGCGCUCUCGUCGCCCUUUGGUCCGACGACUAUAUCCGCCAAACGCUAGAAAACCGAGGCCUGAAGCAGUCUUCGGCGGACUUAGGAGAUCUGCUUGAUGGGCUGUUUCGCGAGUUUGGGAUGCCGAGGACGUUGAGGGAAGUGGGUGUGGAAGGGGAUCAGACGUUGCAGCUCCUUGCGGAAAGGUGUCUGGAGGAUCCCUGGUGCAGAACGAACCCUGUGCCGCUGACGACGAAGGCGCAGGUCAUGGAGAUUUUGAGGUCGGUGGAGAGAUGA
Molecule: messenger RNA, 1281 nt
Organism: Rhinocladiella mackenziei CBS 650.93
Lineage: Eukaryota; Fungi; Ascomycota; Eurotiomycetes; Chaetothyriales; Herpotrichiellaceae
Exons: 3
Coding region: 1-1281 (426 amino acids)
Cellular component (GO): mitochondrion
Molecular function (GO): alcohol dehydrogenase (NAD+) activity; metal ion binding
Source: RefSeq, a predicted model, not a curated record